GUCAGCAGGCACUUAGUACUGUUACUGACGUUCCGUGCUGUGUACGAUCGCUCGUCGCUUUAUCGUCGCCGCCGUCUUCUUCAGCUGGACAACCGACCGGCUGAGUCGCGGACCCGAGUUUUACUAUGCGCCGCUCUUAAUAUACAUAUGCGGUUCGUAAGUGGUGUUUCGCGAUCUCCCAUCUCCGCAUCUCCUUUCGUCUCGUGUUGCUUCUAUUUUUUCUCGAUGCGUAUACCGGUCCUGCGUGUUCCUUCACCGGCCUUUCUCUUUCUCUCUUUCUCUCUCUCUUCUUCGUAAGCGCGACGGAUAGUUCACGAUCUCGCGGCGAGCACAGGUGUGCACGAGGUGCUAACCGUUUUCUCGACGAGCGGGGCCGCGGGGCCUUACACUUCUCUCUCUCUCUCUCGGCGGAUCGACCUGAUUCGAGCACAGCCGUAAUAAUUCGUCUCAGGCUCUCCCUCGAUUGUCCUUGCUGAUCGGUAAAUCGCUCGGGAUCGGCCGGAUUUCCCAGUGUGAGUGUCCGAUGUACAUGUUUCCUCGCAUUUCCGUUGAACGACGGAAAAGGGCGAUCCUGCGUGAAUAUCUUGGGAUACGGUCUUUCCGACGGAUUCAGUCUCUCGUUGGUACCCCAAAGGUCGUGGAAAGUCCGAAGAUACGCGAUGAUCGUUUGACGCGUGGAACGUCGAUCGCUAAAUCAGCCGAAUCGCAGUGUGAAUCGAUUCGUUAAAAGGAUUGCUUCGUGCUUCGGAGGGGUCGAACAAGCACGGCGACGUAUUAGUUUCGCCGCUGAAAUUAGCGAUCUUUAUAGUAACGCUCGAUCAAAGUCGGGACUGCACACGUUGUGCGAUAAAACGUAUCGAGCUACUGUUAUUCUUUCGAUAUAUAUAUAUAUAUAUAUAUCGACGGAAUAAUAUAAACUCGAUACGUUAAUCGUGAUCGACGCGAUCGACGUCACGAGAAGCGGUCCGUUGGGCACUCGACUUUGAUCGAGCGUAACUUCAAUCCGAAUUACGGUUGGGCGGUGAAUGAAUUCCGUUCGAGCGAGUGCCCGGUCGUGGUUCCCGGGGAUCGUCGCGCGAUCAACGUCGUUCGUUCGGCGAGACGGGAUGCGAGUAGACGCGAGCGUCGGCGUACGUCCGGAGGUCUGAGUUGUACCGAGGCGAGUCCGGAGCGGUGAUUUCGUGCGCACGUAUGGACGGGAACGCGACGAUGACCGUGCCGCCGCCGCUGCCAGCGAAGACUCCUCAGGGUCGGGACGCGAGCCAGGCCGGCCGGCAGACUGUGUCAAUCCGGGCCCCCUCCGCCUCGCCGUCCCUCGCCCCCGGGCCCGGAGCAACGGUAUUCGUCGGAGUCGGUGCUCCUACCGCCGACGAUUCCGCGACAACCUGCGGGAGAAGAAUCCCGGAAGUACGAUCGGCCGCGAACGGCCACGAAGCGGAGCGCAGCAGUGUCGUCGAGUCAUCGACGCGGCAGCAGCAACGGCGGCAGCAGGCCGCGCACAUAGUCAAGAUCAAGAUCAACCCGGAUGGCGAGAAGAACGUCGGCAGGGUGAUAUCGACGGUGCGGUUGACCCUGGAGGAAAACGGGCUCGCGUACGAACUUGGCCCGGCCGGCGACGGUGGUGCGGUGGUGGUGAGUGCGACGAACCUGGUGAACGAGCGACGCUGUGAGAGUGCCGGUGAGGGCUGUGUGAGGAUCAGUGUUUUCGGCGGCGAGCCGCCGGCCGAUAAUCGCGAGGACGAAGACAACGACGGUGGCGCGAGGCGCGAUCGAGAGAGCGACGACAGGAGGAGCGAGAAGAAAAAUAUGGUGCACCGUGAGAGCGCGGAGGCCCUCAACUCGUCCUCCCUCGGCGGCCGUCCGGCGAACGCCUGCUUCUACUACAACUCGUACCAGGGCUCGCUGAACGGCAUGGUCAUGUCCAGCGGACAGUGCUCGCCCAGCGACACCCUGGACAGCGGUACCUGCAGCGACCUCGACGGCACGCCGCCACCGUUGCCCAAGAAGAAGAACGCCAGCACGGUGAUCCUGUCCGGCGGUACGCACAAUCGGACCGGGAGUCUGACCAGUAGCGGCGCCGAGGUCGACAGCGACGACAACGAGAGCAACAUCAGCUGCGACUCGCUGAACGGCGCCGAGGUGAACGAGGACGCCGCCGAGUACCGCGUCCAUCGUCCGGGAGGCACGACGAAGGACAAGGUCAAGGAGGAGAUCGCGGUCGUGGAGAAAUUAGGGGGUCGGGUCGAACGAUUGACGAGCGAUGAUCGGCAGGUCGAGAGGUCGGGCCCUCGUCAGCGAGGCUCCGCUCCGUGCUCGCCGGUGUCGUCGGCCAGCGUCUCGCCGUCGCCGUCCGGAACGUCGUCCCUCUCGAAAGCCUCCUCGACGCCGCGAGUGAGGAGUCCCGAUCUCUCGGCGACCGAGCUCAACGGCAAGCCGUUGUCGCCGGUCGUCAAGGAGUACACCUACGAGGAGAGGAAGCUACGGGAACAGGAGAGGAUAGAGCAGGGAUCCUCCGCGGAGCCUGCCGGCCAGUCGACUGGCCACAAGUACCUGUACGAGGACGACAGGUAUUACAAUUUCCAUGUGAACGAACUGCGCGGUAACAACAGUAACAGCUCGAACGGCGAGCACGCCGAGAACGAGGAGUGCUUCGCCGGCUAUAAGAUGCACGAUAAGGAGGCCAUUAGAAGUGCCAAAGGAACUGUACGCGGGGUGAAGAAUAGAGUGCGAGCGGGCAUCGCGACGUUCCUGCAAACCCCUUCUUCUAAGGCUUACGUGGAAAGGGAAAAAGGUAAAGUGGUGCUUUACACAACUUCGCUAGGCAUCGUUAGGGAGACCUUUACUAAUUGCAUGAAGAUGAAGCAAAUGUUGUGGACAAACAUGGUCAAAUACGAAGAAGCGGACUUAUUCCGCGACACGGAAUUACAAACCGAAAUCAGGGAUCGCACCGACUCGGAGGUCGUGACAUUACCACAGCUCUUCGUCGAUGGUCAACAUAUAGGAGGUGUCGACACAGUCGAGCGACUUAACGAGUCGGGAGAGCUACGCCGUAUACUGGAACCUUACCAGUGCAAGGACGCGUGCGUUGUUUGUACCUACUGCGGCGGAUUCCAGCGGCUGCUGUGUCCUGUCUGUCACGGCAGCAAAAGGUCCGUACAUCGCAAUGACUUUACCGUGGAAUUCGUCGCUCUAAAAUGCGCCAAGUGUGACGUUUUCGGUAUGAUACGCUGCCCGCAUUGCUGAAGGGAAGACUUCGUCCGUGCGAGGGGAUCCCACGUACAUCUCUGCUCAAAUUUCAUUUCUUUUAACCUAUGGCCACCUACUAACUUACAUCUCUAUUUAAGACGCUACGAGGGUAUAUUAUGCUAUGCCUUAAGGAACGAUGUAAACACAUACAUACGUAUACAUACAUACACACACUACAUACAUACAUACGUGCGUACGUGCGCGCACGCGCACACGCACGAGUAAACGCAUCAACACUAACUAAUCGCGUAGCUGUGCUGUCGUGCAUGUUGUAAAAUAUCGGUCAUAAUAAAAGUUUGUGUAAAGUUUUGUAA
Messenger RNA from Dinoponera quadriceps, 3560 nucleotides. Its product is annotated as glutaredoxin domain-containing cysteine-rich protein CG12206-like. Gene Ontology annotation, biological process: sensory perception of sound. The transcript is spliced from 5 exons. NCBI's taxonomy places the organism in Eukaryota, Metazoa, Arthropoda, Insecta, Hymenoptera, Formicidae. The record is from RefSeq and is a predicted model, not a curated record. The coding region runs from base 1192 to 3243 and encodes 683 amino acids.